AUGUGCCGUUUUUCCGACAUGGAUUCCGAGGUGAAGUCCCAAUUAAUUACAGGCUGCCUGUCGGAAAAAGUCCGCCAGAAGGGACUCAUGAACUCAGAUAUGUCACUACAUGACUUAAUAAACUACGCAAGGACAACGGAGACGAUAGCGUCGCACCUACAAACAAUGCGACUGGAAGACAACAACAUCGCUACUGCUACAACCGCCCCAAUAAACAAAGUCGCAGACGAACAGCGCCAACCAAGCAACUAUCCCCGGCAAUACCAGUGCAAGAAUUGCAACGGAAAAUAUCCUCAUGAGCGGGGACCGACGUCUUGCCCUCUAUGUCUCUUGAGUAUCUAUCUAUCUAUCUAUCUAUCUAUGUCUUUUGACCAUCUAUCUCUUUUGAACAUCUACCUAUGUCUUUUGAACAUCUAUCUAUCUAUUCCCUUUAUUUUCACUCACUUUUUUCUUUUGUUUUUAUUCUCUCUUUUUAUCCUUAUUAAUCAGUCACUUAAUUGUCUUUCUUUAAUUCCCUGCGUCUGUUUCUUUCUCCUUUAA
This is a messenger RNA of Acanthosepion pharaonis, 540 nucleotides long. Lineage: Eukaryota; Metazoa; Mollusca; Cephalopoda; Sepiida; Sepiidae. The record is from the annotation of a GenBank genome assembly.